This is a messenger RNA of Pecten maximus, 3263 nucleotides long. RefSeq lists its product as uncharacterized. Bases 102 to 1577 code for a protein of 491 amino acids. The record is from RefSeq and is a predicted model, not a curated record. Gene Ontology annotation, molecular function: GTPase activity; GTP binding. NCBI's taxonomy places the organism in Eukaryota, Metazoa, Mollusca, Bivalvia, Pectinida, Pectinidae. The transcript is spliced from 11 exons.
UCCUACGCAAGAACACCUAGCUACAAUGUCAACAACAUGGCUGACGAACUGCAAUAAAUCUAGUAUUCCAAUGAUUUCUGAAUCACAUAAGGCAUAACACAAUGGGAGCAGGUUGCAGUUCGGAUUCAGAUAACCCAUUCGCCUAUUCAGGCACAGGACACCAUGUCCCUCCACUGAAGAUUGCUUUAGUAGGUGAUCCUGAAGUAGGUAAAACAUGUGUGGCACUAAGGUUUCUGAAGAAUCAGUUCAGUCCAAUGUAUAUUCCCACCAAGAAAGCAGUCAUAGAGAGCACUGUUCGGAAGUUGAAUGUUCCGGGUCACACUGUUGUGUCCUUGACCUUGUGGGAUAUUCCAGGACGAGAGGACAUAGAUCUCCAUAAAUCUUACUUCAGGAACCUUGAUGCUGCUAUAGUCGUAGUUGAUAUGACCGAGCAGACCAGUAUAGAGAUGGCACCUGUGUGGCGCCAAACUGUCCUAAACAACACCUUCUUGACACGUCCAGUAGAGGAUAAGGCAGGCCAGGUCCACACGACCACCAUGGAAGAAACUCCGGUUGACAAGGGAACAUUCCCCAUACUUUUACUUGGCAACAAGUUUGAUGUGAUUGAACAGAGGAUACAGGCCGAACGUUUGAAAAAAAUGAUGGCAGAGCGAGCAAAGGAGGAGAAGAAAAGUUCAGAAGAAGAAGUAGAUAAGGAGAAACAGGAAAUUGAGGAAAAUUCCCGUAAGAUAUGGUCAAUUAACGGUCCAAUUACAGAGGAGGAAAAACCUGAAUGUGUUAAGUUUUUGGAGAAGACUGCAGUAGACCAUAACUUUCAUGGAAGUCUAAUGGCGUCUGCUCGGGAUGGAGAUGGGUCGGUGAGAGAGGCAGUACAGUACCUUGUACGCCAUGUACUGGAGGCGAAGUUUGCUGUAAAUAAAUAUAAACCCAAGGACAAAGCUUCAGAGCAGAAGAAAGCAAAAGAGCUGGAGUAUGAAGGACUACAGCUGACACAUGUGAAGGAGUUUGACCAUGUCUUUGAGAUGGCUGAUGUUGCUGUGAAGAAGGUUGCCAUGUUGCGUGACUAUCAUCAUAAGUCUUUCACCAAACUCAAGGAGAUGUGUAUGCAAGCUCAAAUUCUGGAAUCAGGGGAGACAAGUCUGGAAGACUGUAUCAUUGCUCUCAAACGCAACAUAGGGGAAGGAGCUGAACUCAAGGUAAAGAAAGAUGAAGAUUUCUGUAAGCUGGAGAUUGUAUCAAAAGAUGAAGAUUUCAAACCAGUGAAGAAAAUGAGAGUUCUCAUGAAACUCUUCCACAAUGAGUUUGCAAAUGUAUGUAAGGCCAUACAGAAGGAAUGUCCUGUAAUUGACACCAACCUUCAGACAAUGGACGCCCGCCUCAGUACCAUGUGUGAGGAAUGCUGGGAUGCUGUUGCUAUGGUAGACAAUGUUCCUCGGAGUCAAGCAGAAAUCAAAGAAAUAUCAUCAACUAUUGAACAAAAUCGUGCAAAAAUGCAACAUGCUUGUCUGGAAUCUAGGUCUGCCAUUCAAAUUGUUGAGGACUCCAAGAAGAAAAUAAAAGCAGCCUUCCUAUGGUAAUAUCGUAAAUCAAAAACCCUUUCACGAUGUCGUUGGGGACCCGUUGAUCGUUGUCUCUGCCCAUUCUUUCCAUGGAGUUUUGUUCAUCACAGAUUCCGUACUUAAACAAUAAUUCUAUGCAAAUUACAUGUUAACACUAUUGAAACAUUAGUCUCUGUUGUAGCACGUAACUGUUCAUCUUAAUUUUCGUGAACUUGAAAUGAGGAGAAUUGUGUCAUCAGUGUGCCGUCAUUUGAUUGGUUCACAUUGCAGAAUGUACAAAUUGUUAGUUGUUAUUGGUAAAAUUUGUUUGGUCUAUUGUUACCUACAUAGUACAAAGGAAAUUUUUAUGAUGUGUAAAGAAGCCAUUUAUUUUGUCAAAACUUUUAUUUGGUAACAUGAUUUUAUUAUUGUCUUGACGAAGCUGGCCUUCCCUCUCAAGCUUUGUGCAAUAGAAAUCUUUUCUGCAAAAAGUAUAACUAAGAAUAUUAAUCUAAAACAACUAGGAAAUAGUUUACUGUUUGAAUGUGAACACAUUUUCAGACAAAAACACUCCGGUGCCUGGAUAGAAGGAAUCUCAUUUCAUCAUGGUGUUCAGAUAUAGCAUUAACUGCCACUCUGGCCGACUCUUAUAUUCUCAGUGAUUAAUAAUUACAUCAGAAAUCAAUGAUAAUAAUGAAUUGAUAUAACUGAAGUCUAACACCAUGAAAUAAAUGUUAAAGAAGAAAUUGACAAUUCUGUCAAUCAAUUCUUUCUCUCAAAAACUUAAAAUUUUGACAAAGGUAUUGCUAUACGGUAUUAAAUGUAGAAUGACAAAUUUGUUAAAAUAGGUUUAAGUUAAAUCAAAUAAAGAUAUUACAGUUUGUUAUUUUUCAUGACAAUAGUGUCUACAAAAAUUUACAUAAGUAAACAUUUUACAUAUAAUAUAUAAGUAUGUGUUCAAAGGUAUUGCCUCUUCUAUUUAAAUUUUCAAAGGUUGAAACAUCUUUUGUAGAUCUUUGAAAGUAUAUAGCUUAUGAUGAACUGAACAGAUUAAGAAUAUAUCGUUUCAUGAUAACAGUGUGAUGUGAUACAUUUAUAAUUUAAUCUUGCUUGUUAUGUCAUCGGACAGCCCAUAACGUAAAAAUUACAUCUCUGUUUGUAUAGUGUCAUUUUUGACUGUCUCAUACUGUACGUGGCUUAAAAAUCUAAAUAAGAUAAAAGAUUUCAUCGUUUUUUUUCCCUUGACACAUGAUGAAUUGUCAAAUCUAUAUUUGUGUAGUAUUGCUUUUACAUCAAAACUGCUGUUUAUAUGUUUCCAAAAUUCUAGUUAUGAAUAAUGUUAAAAAAGACAAAUACCCAUAUUUUUUUUAAGUUAAACAGUAAUUUGUGACUUAUAUUUGGUUUAUUGCUAUGUUUAUCUAUACAGAUAGUCAUUUCUUCUUUAAACUAUAUUUGUGUACUAGGUACAUUGAUGAUUUUCAUAUUAUUUUCAUCUCGACCAAAGUCAAUAACAGAUCAUGUUAAUCUUUCAAAGAUAUUUGAAAAUUCAUUUACUCUUCUUUGUCCACUUAUUUUUCUCAUUUUUCAAUGCCGUUUUUAAUGAAAAUAUUCAGAUUUGGCAUUCUUAUUCAAUUUGUUUAUUCUUUAAUAAUAGUUAUUAAUAUAUCAUCUGUUAUAUUAACAUGCAUCAAAAUAAAAGAAGCUGGUCUUCGUGUAUCUAUAGAA